Messenger RNA from Nyctereutes procyonoides (raccoon dog), 1497 nucleotides. RefSeq names its product Kin17 DNA and RNA binding protein (gene KIN). The transcript has 13 exons. Gene Ontology annotation, cellular component: nucleus. The record is from RefSeq and is a predicted model, not a curated record. The coding region runs from base 45 to 1223 and encodes 392 amino acids. Gene Ontology annotation, molecular function: double-stranded DNA binding. Gene Ontology annotation, biological process: DNA replication; DNA damage response. Lineage: Eukaryota; Metazoa; Chordata; Mammalia; Carnivora; Canidae.
CGGGGCGCUGGGCUUGGGGAGAGUCGUCGCUGCCGGUGGUCGCGAUGGGAAAGUCCGAUUUCCUUACCCCGAAGGCCAUUGCCAACAGGAUCAAGUCCAAGGGGCUUCAGAAGCUGCGCUGGUACUGCCAGAUGUGCCAGAAGCAGUGCCGGGACGAGAAUGGCUUCAAAUGUCACUGUAUGUCUGAAUCUCAUCAGAGACAACUCUUGCUGGCUUCUGAAAAUCCUCAGCAGUUUAUGGAUUAUUUUUCAGAGGAAUUCCGAAAUGACUUUCUAGAACUUCUCAGGAGACGCUUUGGAACUAAAAGAGUCCACAACAACAUCGUUUAUAAUGAAUAUAUCAGCCACCGGGAGCAUAUCCAUAUGAAUGCCACUCAGUGGGAGACUCUGACUGAUUUUACGAAGUGGCUGGGCAGAGAAGGCUUGUGCAAGGUGGAUGAGACUCCAAAAGGCUGGUAUAUUCAGUAUAUAGACAGAGACCCAGAAACUAUCCGCCGGCAGCUGGAACUAGAGAAAAAAAAGAAGCAGGACCUUGAUGAUGAGGAAAAAACAGCCAAAUUUAUCGAAGAACAAGUGAGAAGAGGACUGGAAGGGAAAGAACAGGAGGCUCCUGUUUUUACAGAGUUAAGCAGAGAAAAUGAUGAAGAAAAAGUUACAUUUAAUUUGAAUAAAGGAGCAUGUAGUUCAGCAGCAGCGUCAUCCAAAUCAAGUUCCUUGGGACCGAGCGCAUUGAAUGCCAUCGGGAACGCAGCAUCAGUUAAACGAAAAGAAUCUUCCCGGAGCUCAGCUCAGUCAAAAGAAAAGAAAAAAAAGAAAUCUGCCCUCGACGAAAUCAUGGAGAUUGAAGAGGAAAAGAAAAGAACUGCCCGAACAGACCACUGGCUACAGCCGGAAAUCAUCGUGAAAAUUAUAACCAAAAAACUUGGAGAGAAAUAUCAUAAGAAAAAGGGUGUUGUUAAGGAAGUAAUUGACAAAUAUACAGCUGUUGUAAAGAUGAUUGACUCUGGAGACAAGCUGAAACUUGACCAGACUCAUUUAGAAACAGUAAUUCCAGCACCAGGAAAAAGAAUUCUUGUUUUAAAUGGAGGCUACAGAGGAAAUGAAGGCACCUUAGAAUCCAUCAAUGAGAAGACUUUUUCAGCUACAAUAGUCAUUGAAACUGGACCUUUAAAAGGACGCAGAGUUGAAGGAAUUCAAUACGAAGACAUUUCUAAACUUGCCUGAGUUUGAAAAUCUUUUAACACAUUAAAAUCCUAAAGCAUCAAAUUGGUGUUCACCAAGGUAUUAUGAGACUCUACUGUGUUAGGGUGUUUCUUUUGUAUAAAGCAAAUGGAAUUAUUUAAAUAUUACUGUAUAGUUGUUCAGCAAAGCUUAUAGCAAAAUCUAAUUAUGUCUCACGAAGUAUCAGAACAAUGUAAUUUUGUUCGUGUUUUGUUUCCUUUGUAAUAUUUCCUUAAUGAUUUUUUAAUCUUCAUUAAAAUAAUGUUAUUGAAAACUA